AUGGCUCAAAGUACACAAAUAACGAUUGAUUCAUCCGAAAAUGACUAUUUGAAUCCGAUUGAUGAAAAACCAAUUCAUGAAAAUCCUAUAUAUUCAUCGACAACAGUAUUAAAAGAAACUUCAUCAAAAACAGCUAUUAUUUUUUUCAUUUCCGGAUUAAUUAUUUAUGGUCUUUUCAUUAUGAUACCAAUUCCUCAAUUAUAUAUUGGUCAACGAUAUGCAAAGGAAUGUCCAGUUAAUUAUCAUAUUCCACAUUAUUUACUCAUUGCUGGUCUUCUUGGUCUUAUUGCUGGUAUAAUAGGUUUGGCUGAUGUUAUCCUAGCAAACAGACUUUCUGCAUUUGAUAACAAAGAAACACAUCCAAUAUCUUAUAUUGUUGGUCUUUGUUGUCUCCCAUGUAUUAGUCGUAUACUCAAUUUGUUUCUCGUCAUUUGGUUUAUUUUUGGUUGUUAUUGGGUUUAUCGUGUAAAGAAUAUUGUUCAAUAUACUAACAAAGAUGAUAAAAAUUAUUGUCAUCCAAUUCUAUAUAAAUUUACUUGUUGGAUACUUUUAUUCGCAUUUAUUUUCGAAAUUUUAAAAUGUUGUCAUUGUUGUGGAAAAGCACCGGGUGAAAUCGAAGAAUUAAGGAAGACUAAAACACUUGUAAAAAUGAGAGAAUCUUCUGCAAUUUAG
Molecule: messenger RNA, 672 nt
Organism: Adineta steineri
Lineage: Eukaryota; Metazoa; Rotifera; Eurotatoria; Adinetida; Adinetidae
Source: the annotation of a GenBank genome assembly